Molecule: messenger RNA, 3335 nt
Organism: Antechinus flavipes (yellow-footed antechinus)
Lineage: Eukaryota; Metazoa; Chordata; Mammalia; Dasyuromorphia; Dasyuridae
Product: F-box only protein 44-like
Exons: 7
Coding region: 545-1693 (382 amino acids)
Biological process (GO): SCF-dependent proteasomal ubiquitin-dependent protein catabolic process; glycoprotein catabolic process
Cellular component (GO): SCF ubiquitin ligase complex; cytoplasm
Molecular function (GO): protein binding; ubiquitin protein ligase activity
Source: RefSeq, a predicted model, not a curated record
AUCUUGCUGGGCAGCCUGGCUGAGACAUAAUAGUGCCAGUGAGGUAAGGAGGGGAAGAAGUGUGGGAUAGUGAGAGGAGAAGGGAGGAGGAGAGGGGGCAGGAAAAGUAAGGCAGAGAGGAAAGGGGAUGGGAGGAAAAGCUGAGAGGGAGGGGAAAGAACAGAGAGAAAGGAGGGGAGAAAUAAAUAACCCUCCUUGAGAUGCCGUAUAGAAAGUUAUGAGUUACGGAUUUCGGCAAAGAGAUAUUGAGCCAGUCUGAAAAUUAAACGUACUUUUAUCUCACACACCUGACUCAGCUUCUCCCACAAAUCCACCCCUCCUCCCCAAAUUAAGACAGGCGCACAAGCCUAGAAUACUACGUCAGAUCCCAUUGACACGGGCUUCUCUGGACAGGCUCAGAAACAGUCGAUGGAAGAGCCUAAGAGGAAAUCCGAUCUAUGGUCCGCACUGAUGGGGAAACUGAGGCCAGGGGUAGGCAUCUCGUGCAAAACCCAACAGUCCUAACCCCCUCUCCAGGUGCCACCUUCGCCAGCUUCUCCUGGAAAUGGGAAAUCACUUUGCUGCCCUUUUCCCGUGUCCUGCCUCCCCUUCCUCACCACCCACCCGCUUGGGGGGAGGACGUGACUCUGCUCCCCCAUGGUCUGCCCUGAAAAGUCUUCCCCGGGAGAAGAGUGAACCGGUCCUCCUCGUCUGCAGCCGAGGCUUUUCCCCCUCUCUCUACCUGGGAAGUCGGCGUCAUCCAUGUCUUCCAGGGGCACGGGACGCGUCUAACCGCGGAGAAAGAGCUGAGGAGCGCCGCUCCAGAUGUUCCCGUCCUGCGGGUCCUAGGCAGCCAGAUGCUCCGCCCUCCUCUGCCCUGCACAGACUGUCACCGCUGCGCUCGCCCCUGCUCUCCAGCGCCGAUCCCCAGCCUGCCCCAAGUGUUGGGACCAUGGCCUCCAUCAAUGAGUUGCCCAGUAAUAUCCUCCUGGAGCUGUUCUCCCUGAUACCAGCCCGGGAGCUCCUAUUGCACUGCCGGCCAGUCUGCAGCCUGUGGCGCGACCUCAUUGACCUGGUGUCCCUGUGGAAGUUGAAGUGCCAGCGGGAGGGCUUCAUCCCCAAGAAGUGGGGCCAGCCUGUAUCUGACUGGAAGGUUUUCUACUUCCUCUGCAGCCUCCGGAGGAACCUGAUCCGCAACCCCUGUGCUGAAGAAGGCUUUGAGUUUUGGACCCUGGAUGUGAACGGAGGAGAUGAGUGGAAAGUGGAAGACUUGCCUGGUGAUCACAGGAGGGUGUUUCCUAACUCCCAUGUCAAGAAAUAUUUUGUCACGUCUUAUUACACCUGCCUCAAGUCUCAAUUAGUGGACCUGAAAGCUGAAGGAUAUUGGGAAGAGCUAAUGGACCGGACCAGACCAGACAUCGUGGUCAAGGAUUGGUUUGCUGCCAGACAAGACUGUGGCUGCAAGUAUCAGGUCUGUGUGCAGCUCCUGUCUUCAGGGCAUGUGCCUCUGGGCACCUUCCAGCCAGAUCCUGUUGCCAUCCAGCAGUGGAGCGAUGCCAAGUGGAGAGAGGUCUCCCAUACUUUCUCCAACUACCCACCUGGUGUCCGCUAUAUCUGGUUUCAGCAUGGAGGAGUGGACACACACUAUUGGGCUGGCUGGUAUGGGCCCCGGGUCACCAACAGUAGCAUCACCAUUGGUCCUGAACUGACUUGAGCCAAUAUACAGCCCUCAUCUGCUGCACCCUGACCUACUGCUCCAUCAUCCUAGGUCUUCCUUCUUUGCACUGCUGUUACCGUCAACUCUCAAUUAUCCAGGGACUGUGAGCCUGACAGGUAUAUUAUCCAGGCCCCUCUGCGCCACAUGAUGAUUCCUGGCUGCAGUUGGAGCAACGUGAAACCAUAGAAAGAAAUCACUGGCCCUGAAGUCGGGAGAUGUGGAUUUGAAUCCCCAGCUCUGCCACUUCCUGUGUGACCCAGAACCACGUCACUUUACCCUCUCUGAGCCUCAGCUUGUUCCUCUGUAAAAUGAGGAUGAGUCCAGGAUGGUUCUGAGGAAAGCACUUUGUAACCCUUCGGGGCAAUAUAGAGCUGUGAAUUAUUAUGAUUAUUGCAUAGAGUUCUCUAUACUGGAGAACACUUUCCAGAAUAUUUAAUUCCCAUGAGGAAGGCAAGGCAGAUGCUGAAAUCUCCCUUUAUAAGAGGAGGAAACUGAGGCUGAGAGAGGAAAAGAAGCUGGGCCAAGGUCACACAGAGUGGUGGUGGCUGGGACUAAUAGCUGGGUUCCUGCGGCCUGCUCAGGGACUAAAGGCCGGGUCCCUGCUGCUUACUCCCAGAGCCCUCUCCCCCAGUGCCUCUGAGCAGGAAAGGGGUAAGUAAGGAGCCAGAAGUCAUCUGGGCCCCUCGAGCCAGGAAAGGCUUUAGUGCAAGGGGACUUGGGACCACAGUUGAGUUGAGCUAUAAGUUGGAGUCUGGGCUCCUCCCCAGCCUAGCACGGAUAGUGGCGAGUUGACUAGCUAACUCACCAGCCUCUUCCAACUCUUUUUUCUCCCUCGCUUCUCUAGUGUUUCUCACUGUCUCCAAUUUUUAGUCACCACUAGUCUCUCCUUUAUAAUACCUGAAAAGACAUGGGGGCCGAGUUUAUCGGCUACAGUAUCUGGAGCCAUCAGGAGCUUCAGGGAGAGAGAGAGGGUAGGUAGCUAGUUUGCUGAAUGGACCCCAUCACUGAUGAUGAAGCCAUUUUCUUGGUUUAAUCCCUCCUUGACAUCUCAUCCCCCAGGCAGAGGGUGCUCUAGGCCUAGAGAGAACAGAGGUUCAAGGGAGACCUGUCUCCCCUGAAUGGGGAGUUCAGUGAAUCUGGAGCAGGCAAGGUCCCACCAAUUCUGAAUUGUCCCCAAGAGGGCUAGGUGGCAUCUGAGGUCUGCUCCAAGGUGAACCCAAGUACUGAAGACCUAAUCAGACCCCAGAAUUUGAUUUGGGGGGAUGGGAAUCUUCCCAUUUGGGAGAUGGGAAUCAAGAGAAAAAAGGUCCUCUCCUCAACAGCCAGAUAACUUCAGCUCCUACCCCUUUCCACUCCCCUUGGGCCUUUUACUCUUGGGCCAUCCUCUUCCUGGGGCCUGGGUGUCCUCCCUGCCCUGCCCUCACUCUCAGUAGCCCCCAUGGGCCAAGGCUUGCCUACACUAAUGAGUCUUCCAAAGCUCCUGCCAGGAGCUGCCAUUCUCAGGAUCCCCACACCCCCUCUGGCUCUCUCCUUCCUGCUGCUCUUAACCCCACACCUUCCUGCUCAAGUGCCACCAGUUUUCCUCCUCAGAUUCUUCUCUUUGGAGCAAGUAGCCAAAUAAAAAGUGUUUCAAGUCAAA